CAUAUAGGCUCCUUGUUCUUUUUUCUGUGAAGAUUUUCGCAAUAUCGUAAACUCACCACCCUAAGCGCACGCCCACAAUGUUAUCCAAUCCUCAGGCGUAGAACACGUAACUGUCUUGCUAUUGGUUCAAAAGAAAUGAGAAGAGUUCGGCACAAUGUAUGUAGUAAAAGGUAAAUCGUAAUGGGCAUUGAUAUCUCUUAUCUCGGACGUGUUUUUCUCCUUUUGCUCACAGCUCGUCCGUUUCUUUUAUGUUCCUCGUCUAUCUUGUGACUUUCAAUGCUUAUAAUCGUCAAGUCUCAGAGCAGUUUGUGUAUUUCGUAUCUACUGUAUACUGGCGCACGUUGAUGCGCAGUUAGUUGAAGCAUUUGAAGAUUGAAUUACUGUAGACUACUGCUGGUCCUUUAAUAGCAGUUGAUAGUGUAUCUGCGAACUUAAAUCAAACUUUGAAUCACUUAAUUCUUGAAAACUUAUACUUAUGAGCAAGAAAUCGAAUAAAAUGGCUGAACCAAAAGCUACGAAGAUGGACUUUAAUUCCGCUUUUCAACGAACUCCAUCAGUGAUAUUCCAUGUCAAACAGUCAAUGGAAGAUUUUUACCUUUCUGACGAUACUUUGGAACAAAUAACUAAACAAAUGGAAGAGGAAAUGGUGAAAGGCCUGGGAAAAGACACCAAUGAGUCUGCCAAAGUAAAAAUGCUGCCAUCUUUCGUUCAGGCUCUGGCAGACGGUUCAGAAAAUGGAACUUUUCUUGCCCUAGACUUAGGUGGGACGAAUUUUAGGGUUCUGCUGGUGAAACUUGAACAUGGUGAAAAACCUGAAAUGGACAGUCAAAUAUAUAAGAUGCCUGAAGAAGUUAUUACAGGGUCUGGUGAAAAACUUUUUGAUCACAUUGCACAGUGCAUGGCAGAAUUUUUGACAAGACUUAAUAUGAAGCAUGUUAAACUGCCAGUUGGUUUCACAUUUUCAUUCCCAUGUCAACAAGACAGAAUUGACACAGCAAGAUUGAUAUCUUGGACCAAAGGUUUCAGUGCUGAAGGUGUAGAAGGUAUGGAUGUGGUGUCCUUGUUGCGUGAAGCUAUAGACCGACGAGGGGAUAUCAAAGUUGCUAUAAUAGCGGUGGUUAAUGAUACUGUGGGGACCCUCAUGAGCUGCGCUUACGACAUUCGAGACUGUAUGGCUGGUCUUAUUGUUGGCACUGGUAGUAAUUGUUGUUACAUGGAAAAAAUGAAGAAUGUAGAAUUACUGCCUGGAGAUGAAGGAGAUAUGUGCAUCAACAUGGAAUGGGGUGCUUUUGGUGAUGAUGGAGCACUGGACAUUAUUAGAAAUGGUUAUGAUAGAGAGGUCGAUUGCGCAUCUCUCAACAAGGGAAAACAACUGUAUGAAAAAAUGAUCAGUGGAAUGUAUAUGGGUGAACUUGUGCGACUUGUGUUAUGCAAACUGACUGAUGAUAAAGUUUUAUUCGAUGGUGUUGCUUCGGAAUCAUUGAAGACGCAUGGGAAAUUUGAAACUGCAUUUGUCUCACAAAUUGAAAGAAAUGUGCCCAAUGGUUACACUGCAUUGCAAAACAUCUUGCAUAACUUGGGCCUUGGUGCUCUUCAUUCUGAUUGUGAAAUUGUUGAAUACGUAUGUGAGGCAGUGUCUACAAGAGCUGCCUAUCUUUGUGCUGCAGGCAUUGCCGCCAUUGCACGCAAAAUCAGGGCAAAUUAUCCCGAAAAGGAAGAAUUGGAGUUUACUGUUGGAGUUGAUGGAACUGUGUACAGAAAACAUCCAACCUUUGCCAAGAACAUGGCUCAUAAAGUUGGCCAGUUAACUGAGGGUCGUGGCAUCAAUGUUAAGUUUGCUCUUUCAUAUGAUGGCAGUGGCAAAGGUGCCGCUCUUAUAACAGCUGUAGCAGCAAGACUUCAUAUGGAAAAAGGAAAGGGCGAGAUUGUUGGACGUUGAAUAUCAUGAUUAGUAUCUCAUGUUUUCUUGCCACAUUGCCAUGAUAGACUUGGAUUCUUUUUUUUUGUAUUGCAUAGUAUUUGAAUGUAGCACUAAUUAAGUUUAUUAUCUUUUCUGAAUGAAUUCAUAAUUUUUUUAACAACUUUGCUGCUUUUUUGGAUUAUCGCAUUUUAACAUUGCACAAAACUUGUAAAUGUUUAUACAUUGUCAUAGUGCUUAUUUCUUUAUUGAUCAAAUCUAUUUUUUGAUGCUUGGUGCACAUAAACAGUUCCCCUCUCUUGAUAUAUAUAUAGUAAUUCUUUAUUAAUAAUUGUACUGUAUGUGUGAUAAUUUUUGAGUCUUAUUUAUAUUUUAAGCAUAAUAGCAUAUAAUUCCUGACAUAAAAGUUUGCGCGAGCACUGGUUUCCUAACAUGAACUGAUUGGGCAUUUUUCUCUUGGAAUGGCUGUUCAUGUUACUUUCUGUAUGGAUUGUUGGCAUUGAAACUCAUCACACCAAAUGAAUAUUUAAAUAUAUUACAGUAAAGUAAACAUGUAAAUCUUAGGUUUUUGGUAAGGUUAAAGACUUUAGAACCACAUUAAUAUUGACCACAUUUCCAUUCUGUUUCAUAUUUAAUACUUAUCUGCUGUGUUUUUAUUACUUAUAUUGUAUAUACUACAUAAUGAAUCAAAGUAAUAUAUUUUAUUUUGAUGAUUUUGUUGUAAAAUUCAUCUCAAUGAUAUUUCUGCACAUAUUGAUGAAUUAAUUUCUGCUUUGCUGAUUUGAUCUACAUUGUUGGUUUAUGAAACUACUGUUCAGCCAAUACACAUAAUUAAAAUGAUUUCUAAGUCACAUUUUAAAUUUAGCUUUAAAUAUGUAUGACUUUAUAUUUAUCAAAUGACACUGAUACAUAUUUUUUACAUAAAUUCUCUUGAUCAAACAGUAUUUUAACAUGGUACCGUUCUACUCGGUAGUACGUGAUAACACACUUUAUCUCUUCAAAAAUUAUUGACAAGAUUUUAAUGAUUUAAAGAUUUCAGCUGAACAUUAAAUAUUCUCUUUCAUAUAUGUAUUUAUGCUUUUCUGUAUGCUGAAUGUGUUUUUUUUCUUUUUCAAAUGAGUCAUUCAAAUAUAGAUUCUGCACUAGGACCAA
Messenger RNA from Styela clava, 3070 nucleotides. RefSeq names its product hexokinase-4-like. Gene Ontology annotation, cellular component: mitochondrion; cytosol. The record is from RefSeq and is a predicted model, not a curated record. Gene Ontology annotation, biological process: intracellular glucose homeostasis; glucose 6-phosphate metabolic process; glucose metabolic process. NCBI's taxonomy places the organism in Eukaryota, Metazoa, Chordata, Ascidiacea, Stolidobranchia, Styelidae. Gene Ontology annotation, molecular function: fructokinase activity; D-glucose binding; glucokinase activity.